CAUUGAUGAGCUGUUCCAGAUUAUGUUCCUGGAUUCCGAGAUUGCGAAAACUUUUAAGUGUGGAAAAGACAAGACGGCGUACAUAGCGUGAUUUGGAUUAGCCGAUUACAUCAAGAGAGACCUCAUCUCCAAAGUUAAGGGCCCGUUCGUGCUGAUGUUCGACGAAAGCCUGAAUCAAACGAACAAGACCAGGCAGUUGGACUUGCACGUGCGUUUUUGGGAAGGCGAGCGGGUCCAGUCAAGGUACCUGGGGUCCCAGUUUAUGGGGCAUGCGACGGCUCAGGACUUACUGAAACAUGUCAAGGUAAGUAACAUAGCAUUGCAUAAUUUUUAUUUAUUUAUUUUUUUCAUGAUUUUUUUUCUUAUCAUCAGCACAUACUAGAUUGUAAUACCAGAAGUAACAGAAAAAGACUCAGACAAUAACUUGAACUAUAAAAUUGCAAUGGUUGGAUUUAAUGUAUUUAUUUAUUUUCAUCUCAGGAGUGUGUGGACCAACUUAACCUCAGGAGCCUAGUGUCCAUCUCUAUGGAUGGGCCCAAUGUGAAUUUCAAAUUUUUGGAACUUUUCCAACAAGAGUAUGCAGAACUGAAUGGAGGUGCUUAGCUUGUUUCCGUGGGCAGCUGUGGACUGCACACAUUGCAUAAUGCUUUUAAAAGUGGAUUCACCAUGUGGCAGCUGGACAAACUUUUGAGAGCCAUGCACACACUGUUCCACAACGUACCAGCAAGGAGAGAAGAUUACAGCGCUGUCACAAAUUCCACCAUCUUCCCCUUACCGUUUUGUGGUCAUCGGUGGAUAGAGAACUUGCCUGUGGUAGAGAGGGCUAUUGAAGUCUGGCCAUCACUUCAGGAGUAUAUGGAUGCAGUGAGAAGAAAGAAACUCCCGAACCCGGGGACAGCAUCCUUUGACACAAUCGAAGCAGCCCUGAAAGAUCCACUCAUCUUGGCCAAGUUAGAAUUCUACAUGACUGUUGCCAGGACAUUCAAUCCCUUUUUGAAGAGGUAUCAAACAGAUGAGCCAGUGAUGCCUUUCUUCAGCAAAGACUUGGCUGAACUGAUCAAGGGUCUACUCAGGCGCUUUAUCAAGCGAGAGGUCCUGCAAGACAUCAGCACACUGCAGCUAACCAAACUAGAUGUAGCUGAUAAGAAAAACCGGCACCAGCCAAAGCACAUCGACAUUGGCUUGGGUGCUGAGUCAGCCCUCAAGAGCAGCAACAGUUCAGAGCUCAGAGUCCUUCAAUUUAGAAUGGACUGCAUGCAGGGACUGUCAAACAUCGUCAGUAAAGUGCAGGAGAAGAGCCCCCUGAAAUAUCCAACAGUUAGGCACAUGGCGUGUCUGGACCCCUCUGCCAUUUUCAGAGACCCAGACAGGUGCAAGAGGCAGAUGAAAUGUCUUGUUCAGACAUUUCUGCAAGACAAACAGCUGACAGGAGGUGUUUCUGCUGGUAGGAAUAGUUCUGGUUUUGAACAAAAGUAAGAGGUCGGCACUAGCAUAGUGAACAGUAAACAGUCUGUGUGUUACAGCCAGACUUUUUUGCUACACUUUUGACAAGUAAUUGACAAGUAAUUUAUUAGUAACAGGCCAAUCAUAGACAUAAAUUCACAUAAUCAAUUGUAGUACUAUUUCUACAAGUUUCUCUAUUUUCAGUUGACCUAUAAUUUGCUGUGCGCUUUUUUCUUUUCUCUACUGGAUCUCUUACUUUUGUCAUUUUCUCUCCACAUGGUCCUGCACCUGUUCUGUGUGCAUUUGCUCACGUGUUGUAUUGGAAUAGGCUUUGACAUUGUACACCAUUAUAACCAAAUUUAGAACAGUGACUUUCUUCACCAUUAUAACCAUUACAGGUUGUUGAUAUAAUGUAAUGAUUUAUCUACUCCCUUUUUCUUGUAUCUGAU
Epinephelus moara (kelp grouper) is the source of this 1892-nucleotide messenger RNA. RefSeq lists its product as uncharacterized. Bases 667 to 1476 code for a protein of 269 amino acids. The record is from RefSeq and is a predicted model, not a curated record. The transcript has 3 exons. NCBI's taxonomy places the organism in Eukaryota, Metazoa, Chordata, Actinopteri, Perciformes, Serranidae.